This is a messenger RNA of Suillus plorans, 753 nucleotides long. RefSeq lists its product as uncharacterized. The record is from RefSeq and is a predicted model, not a curated record. The transcript has 5 exons. NCBI's taxonomy places the organism in Eukaryota, Fungi, Basidiomycota, Agaricomycetes, Boletales, Suillaceae. The coding region runs from base 121 to 672 and encodes 183 amino acids.
CCACAGGCUUGUAUCGGCUCCCUUGCACUUCGCCAGUCGCUCCUUUGCUAUUUGCUGAGUCUUCCGGGUCGUCUUCACCAUAAUCUUUCAUUUAAAGCACACUCCUUUCACAUAAACAACAUGUUUGCGGCCCUCGCGUUGACCAUUUUGGCCUCAUCUGCUGCUCUAUUCGCACAUGCCGAUCCAGAUCCCACCAAUCCUGGACCUGGAGAUGUCUUCAUCGAGGGCCAGGCCUGUUCCAUGAGCUGGAACCCGGAUACCACUGGCAUGUGGAAGACUAUGAUCAUUCAGUUGAAGACCGGAGACAACUUCGACAUGGUCAACUUGACCACGGUCGCCACUGUUGACGGAACGGACGCGACGAAAAAUUCAUUCUCUUAUCCUUGUCCUCAGGUCACACCCCACUCGCCUAUCUACUUCUACCAGUUCUCUACUCCAACUUCCCCCAAUGGCAGUGUCUGGACUGGGCGAUUCACGAUUACUGACGCCGUAACCGACAUCGUCCCCGCAACUGAAAGCACUCAACCCGACGGGUCUGCCAUUCCUUGGGGUACCGGUUCGCUCGUCAAUUCGACUUCAACCACCACCGUUGGUACCACGAGCCCCGUGUCAGCUACAGCCAGCGCAAUUGGAACACCGAGUGCCACUUCUUCCUACUAUUUAGAACUCUAGCGUUAGUGCUAAAACUGCCAGUGCAUCUCCAACUCCGACGCCGUCCUCUGGUUCGCAAGCAACUGGCGGUGGACUCCGCUU